AUGGAGGACAAUGGAGUCAAUGAUUUGGAAGCUCAGGAAGCUCUAGCCAGGGAUUUCCAACCGGCUUUGGUGGGUCCAUUAGUGGGGGAUAAGAUGCGCAGUACGGCGAUAACUGAGGAAUAUGCGAAAGCCGAUCCAAUAUAUGUAUCAAAGACAUCUGCAUUACCGCAGAAAUAUUCUCAUUAUCGACCGAUUCUUGGCGAUGGAAAUUGUGGAUGGCGGGCCGCUGUGUUUUCCUAUUUCGAAACUUUGUUGAGGAUGGGGAACAGAGGUCAAGUAGAUGAAGAACUAGCGAGGAUGAUGUCGCUGAACAACUUACUCACGACGGCCGGGGGAUUCGAUGCAUGGCUUUUUGAGGAUAUGGUGGAGGAAACCACCUCUUUAUUGAGAGAUGUAGCAGAUCUAAUGGAUACUUCCAUACAAGCUGCCGAGUCCCUUAUUCUGGAUCGAUUCAAUAAUUCGGAGACCUCGAACGCUAUCGUAUAUCAUUGUCGAUUACUGGCUAGCUCAUGGCUUAAAGCCAAUCCUCAAAACUAUCAAGGCUUCAUACCAGAUGGCGGUGGUAUUGAUCAGUACAGGAAAGAUUGGUUGGAGCCGCCAAAUCAAGAAAUAGAUCAUCUUGGUAUGACUUUACUCAUAGAUGUUCUAUUAAAACCUGCUGGAUUUGCCGUGGAGAUUGUCUACCUCGAUCGUAGUGAAGGAACACAAGUCAACAGUCACAUGUUUCAAGCUGAAGACCCAAAUGGCCAGCCCACCAACCCAGCAGGUCCGAUCAUAUAUCUCCUCUACAGGCCAGGACAUUACGACAUCUUGUAUAAAGAUCUUUUACGGCAGAGCAUUGAGAUGAGCUCAAACAUCCAAGUUAAUCGAGCCACCAAUUUUACCCAUCAACAUUCACCUCAGGCAAAUCCCUCUAUGAAUGCAUACCAAAGUAUGGAUCUCCUCUUCAGCAUUCCGGGUCUCAGCCUUCCAACACCGUAUUCAAAUUUUAAUUCUUCGCAAUAUCAAUCUCCCAUGUCCCAAUCAUUUGCGCCUACACCAUCUACCGCCCUAUCUACCGCCCUAUCACCCAUGUCACCUACGGGAAACUCGGUCUCAACGCCACAAUCCACAACUUCAGUCACCAGUCUUCCCACCCGUUCAUCUUUUACUUCAAUCAAUACUCCCACCCCAAUCAUUACCUCUCCACACCCAUUUCAAAGUACACAAACGACUCUUCCUAUCCAUACACUCCCACCACCUCAUCCUCAUGCUAUUCCAUCUCCAACUGCAUUAGGUAUACCAGCACCCAGUUUUCGACCUAGCAAAUACGAAUGGGCCAUAACAGCUGAUUUACAAGAAGGCCCUGUACCUAGUUUUCAAACUAGCACGUUUAAAAAUAGUCAUUAUAACACAGCGCAUUAUAAUAAUCCGAAUUUUCAACCCGAAGAAUGGACGCCGGAGGAGGACGGCUUGGGUAUGGGUAGCAAAGGAGGGGGAGGGGCUGGUGGUGGAUAUGGUAAUUGGGCUAGGAAGAGGAGUAGUUGA
Molecule: messenger RNA, 1527 nt
Organism: Sclerotinia sclerotiorum 1980 UF-70
Lineage: Eukaryota; Fungi; Ascomycota; Leotiomycetes; Helotiales; Sclerotiniaceae
Exons: 4
Coding region: 1-1527 (508 amino acids)
Biological process (GO): protein K48-linked deubiquitination
Cellular component (GO): nucleus
Molecular function (GO): cysteine-type deubiquitinase activity; ubiquitin binding
Source: RefSeq, a predicted model, not a curated record